Linum trigynum is the source of this 4369-nucleotide messenger RNA. The record is from the annotation of a GenBank genome assembly. NCBI's taxonomy places the organism in Eukaryota, Viridiplantae, Streptophyta, Magnoliopsida, Malpighiales, Linaceae.
CGGGAUUAAAAUCGUUAAAAUCGUACCAAAAUCGGGAUUUUGAUUGUAUGAGAACAAAAUAGGUGGUUUGAGCCAAUUUACAAGAAGAAUAAAUGUUUGGACUUUGCUAUGGUGACAUGCAUGUCACGGUGACAUGCACUUUUCGGUCGACCUCAUAUAGGAUUAGGUCGACCUAAUCUGUUGUUUCAGUGUAAAAACAAUUUCAUGGUGCCUACUUUGGAGAUUCAUAUCUUACAAUUGGCUAGAUGGAAAUUGGAGAUUAAAGGCUUGUUUUGAAGCUGAAGUGUCCCUCUACACAUUAAAGUACUUGGGAGCUCAAUAGAAAGUCUAGAAGACCAUUUUUGAACCUGACCAAAAGGCUAUGCCAAAACUGGGAAACUGCCUGAAAAUGGCUAAGUCUGGCAACGUGUUUGUCAAGCCUACUUUGGAGCUCAAUUUGAGAAGCAUGGAUGCGAGUCAAGUCGAGGGGCCUCUACCACGUUAAAUUACGUAUUUUAUUAUACAAAGGCAAGACAUUGGAUGAAAGAUUGAAUAUCUUUAAGGCUUCAAACAAAAGGCUCGAAGUUGCUACGAAUGCUGUUUUUCUGGCAGCUUGCUUGUGCUCGAAGUCUGCCAGAAAAACAACCUUCGUAGCAACUUCGACCCUUUUGCUUGAAGUCUUACAGAUAUAAAAUAUUUCAUCCAAUGCCUUGAAUUUGUAUAAAAACAUACCUAAUUUAACGUGGUAGAGGCUCCUGGACUCGACUCGCGUUCAUGCUUCUCGAAUUGAGCUCCAAAAUAGGCUUCACAAACACGUUUUCAGACUUAGCCAUUUCCAGGCAGUUUCCCAGUUUUGGCAUAGCCUUUUGAUGAGGUUCAAAAAUGGUCUUCUGGACUUCCUAUCGAGCUCUCUUCCACUUCAAUAUGUAGAGGGACACUCCAACUUCAAAACAAGUCAUUAGUCUUCAAUUUCCAUCUAGCCAAUUGUAUGAUAUGAAUAUCCAAAGUAGGCACCAUGAACUGUUUUUACACUGAAACAAUAGAUUAGGUCGACCUGAUCCUAUAUGAGGUCGACCGAAUCCUAAAUGAGGUCGACCAGAUCCUAUAUGAGGUCGACCAAAUUCUAAAUGAGGUCGACCUAAUCCUAACUGAGGUCGACGUAGGGAUGGCAAUGGGGCGGGUUUGGGGCGGGUUUGCCUAAACCAUCCCCAUACCCAUCUUCAAAUACCCAAACCCAUACCCGCCCCAUACCCAUGCGGGGGAAUGUUUUGCAAACCCAUUCCCAUACCCGUGGGUUUCGGGUACCCAUGGGUAAUACCCAUACCCAUACAUCCAACAUUAUUAUACCUAAAACUUACAAGAAAAGUUUUAAUUAUAACUCUAAACGAACAUAUUGUAUCAUGAAGUCAACAAAACACGGUCAUUUCUUUAAUAUGGUUCAAAGAAUAUGAUCCUAAAAUAUCCAUUAAUACAUAAUAUAGAGUAUAAUAUUUUUCAAAUUAUUAUGUUCUAACUCUGAUACAUCUACUAAAUAAUAAUUAACUAACAUAAUCUUGUUGACAGGGGAAAAGUGAAAGAGUGAAAUGAGUAUUGAGAGAAAUGAAUUAGGUUUUGAUUAAGGUGUCCACUCAAUUGCAUUUCUACUAUUUAUUUUCUAAAGUUAUCUGCAUCAUCAUUGAUAGUUUAUAAUUUGACGCACAUUUUUUUUUAUAUAUGAAGAAAUUAUCUUGGUGGGGGCGGGUAUGGGGCGGGGGAGGCUAAAACCAUACCCGCCCCAUACCCAUCAAACUUUUUGCGGGUUUUACCCAUACCCGCCCCAUACUCGGUCAAAACGGGGAUUCCCCGCUUUGACUGGGUCGGGGGCGGUCGGAUACCCGCGGCCAUGGGUUUGAUUGUCAUCUCUAUCGACCGGAAAGUGCAAGUCACCGUAGGCACACCCUAAAUGUUUUGGCAGAAAGGGCGAUGACGAGAAUCUUCUCAUAUAUUUUUUCUAUUAAAAAAUAUUGAAAAUAAUAAAAAUAACCAAAUUAGAACUCGUUUAAUUCCUUUCUCAUGGCCCCAUUUAACUUACUGGUAAAACAGUUGUCAUAAUAUUGGAAGUACGUAAGAAUUAACAUCAUUAUUAACUAAUUAAUUUUUUAAUGAAUAUAUUUGUAUCAAGCCACUAGCAUUACUUAUUUUAUUGAAGUUAAAUUAUUUUCUAGAAUAGUGUUUUAUAUAUUGAUAAUUUGUAUUGAGAGAUUAUUAUUUGACUUUAAUUUUGAUAGAAACUUGUUACUGUAAAUUUUUUACGAUAAAAACCCGUGGGUACCCAUGAACCCGCGGAUACCCACCGGGUUGGGUUUGAGUUUUUCAAACCCAAUAAUUUUAUCCUGAAUUUUUUUCACAGAUAAACCCAUGGGUUUGAGUUUGGGUUUGACAAAACCCGACACAUUGCCAUCCCUACGAGCAUGUUUCUCGGCGACUAUAUCAUUGUGUAAUAGCCAUUACUCAUUGUAGCGAGGGACAGGCCUACAAGAGGUGUAUUCUUUCGAUUACGGCAUUUACCAAACCAAUUGCCAUUAAGUCAUUUGAACCUACUUUCAGAAAAUCAUCAGCAAUGAAUGAGCCUCUCAUGUCCUUCUUUCCUUCGCUUGGGACUCACUCCAUGCUGAGUUAGAGAUUCCUCACUACGCACAUCCGUAAAGACAGGGUCCUAAGUGGAUUACCUCGGUUUCACCACCUAGCAACGCUUUAGUAACAAAGAAUAUGCAUUCAAUUCUUAUUAUUCAAUAUCGAACUAACGAGUGUAAUGAGCUAAGAAGCUAGCAUUCCUUGAGGAAUCCUGCUACAAGGAGGUUUUAAUCGUCGAGAGCUUGCCCUAUCAUCGUUGGGUAACCCAGGCCGUGGUCCAAUAAGACUCAGACGGUGCAGAUCCUGUCCGGCUCUCUCAUGUGCAAAAUAGGCUAGGCCCAUUUUGACAAGCCCAGUUCAUAAUAAAGAUUGGGCUAGUCCCAGUCCGUAUAAUAUAGGAGUCCGUGGGUUAAAACAGUCAGUAGGAUUCCGCCGUCCUUAUAAACCCUACUUGCUUUCCUUCCACCAUUUUACGAACCCUAGAGGACGGCUAUCCAGCUGCUGCUUCCGAUCGCAACAGGUCUCAUCUUUCUCCUUUCUUAAUCUCUUUUCUCAAACUUUCUUCUCUGAAUAAGUUCGCAAACCAUCGAUUUACUGACAUUAGGCUUAUCUACCCUUUGUUACUCUUUCAGUGAUUCAAUCGAUUGGCAGCAAUGGCCCCUCCAAAAGAUAGCAAGCCGAAGCCUGAUGCCAAGGCACAGGCAGUCAAAGCUGCUAAGGCAGUGAAGUCUGGCCCAACUUUCAAGAGGAAGGCCAAGAAGAUAAGGACCAAGGUCACAUUCCACCGCCCAAGGACACUGAAGAAGGAGAGAAACCCCAAGUACCCAAGGAUUAGUGCACCUCCCAGGAACAAGCUUGAUCACUACCAGAUUCUGAAGUUUCCUCUGACCACCGAGUCUGCCAUGAAGAAGAUUGAAGACAACAACACUCUGGUCUUUAUUGUUGACAUCCGUGCUGACAAGAAGAAGAUCAAGGCUGCUGUCAAGAAGAUGUAUGAUAUCCAGGCCAAGAAAGUCAACACCCUCAUUAGGCCUGAUGGUACCAAGAAGGCAUAUGUUAGGUUGACGCCAGAUUACGAUGCAUUGGAUGUGGCAAACAAGAUUGGCAUCAUCUAAGUUUUUUGGUUUCUCAGGGAUUUGCUUUAUAUCUUGUGUUAGAGUAAACAGUUUUGUCGUGAUGAUGCAAAACGAAAUUGGAGUUUGUAAGCCUUUGUUACUGUUUAUGGAUAAUCUAGGCUUCAACUGUUAUAAGUUCCCUUGUUCCGAAUCUAGCCAUGGAUGAUCUCCCAUUAAGUCAGCUCUCAAAUCUCAAUCACCUUUAUGUUACCUCCGAAUGUUGACUUUUGUUUCACUAGGUUUAGAGUUAGUUCUGCUUCUAUUUGUGCACUGUGCUAUACCAAUACUGCAACUGCAUCGAGUAGCCUGUGAGGUACAGGUCUAUAGACUACGAUGGUUCCACAAUCGUACUGGCAGUGGAUUGCAGGAAUCUCCUACAAUAUCAGUUGUCCACAAAGCGAAAAUAGACCUACAGGAUGACGGAUGUCAACUUGUGCCUGAUGGCAUCGCCGAACUGGGACGCGCUUGGCAAGCUGGGGGAUGCUUGUGGGCUGUGGCUGCACCCGCUGCCACCAGCUGAAAGCUACGCUGGAGCCGUCUCCAGAUAGUUGAGACUUGAGACGAUUGGUCGUGCUUUCCCAUGCAUUCUACCAACAUGUAAAUUUGGUAACCCGCAGGUUUGGCAUGAAACAUGCUGGUGUGAAUAUAACAUAGUGUAGAAU